Messenger RNA from Neolamprologus brichardi, 1845 nucleotides. RefSeq names its product nudix hydrolase 8 (gene nudt8). Lineage: Eukaryota; Metazoa; Chordata; Actinopteri; Cichliformes; Cichlidae. Gene Ontology annotation, molecular function: coenzyme A diphosphatase activity. The record is from RefSeq and is a predicted model, not a curated record.
CGUCAUCACGACGUAGUGAGGGCAACACUGACGCAAGUGAAGCUAGCCGGCGCCAUAUUGACUGCCGGCAGCCGCCUAGCAGCUGCUGAUUCAACUUUCAAGGAUGUUGCCAAGUUCUCGGAUUCUGACGUGGUCUUGCCCCAAAAGAUCAUUACAGCUGUUAAGAGACUCUCAUCUCUGUGGUUUUUCCGAGAUCACAUGUGCUGGAUGGCAGGAAGCAAGUCACGAGAAAGGAAGGAGACACCCAGAAAUAAGUGGAACAGGCACCCACAAGGAUGGACCAUCCACAGAGACUGUUUAUAGUUCAGCACCAGUAUCUUCUUGUAGCUUCAAUUAUAAGCUGAGACAGACACGGUUUGAAAACCUUCUAUCCAAAGCCAUUUUAUUAAACCACCACCAUUCUGCCUCUACAAAAACCAAACAAGUGUGUGAUCCUGUGCGCACUUACUGGAACUGUUUAGUCAAAAUAACCUGCCUUCAGUGCUGGAGAAGACCUUGGGACUUUCGCCUGCCUUCUUUUAGCCACACCAGGAAGACUCAGUGUAGCCUUCUUCAAAGCCAUUUAACUCAUGGACAGGACUUCGUUAGACCUCUCAGCUUGUCAGCACAUAUUCCCUGGACUUUAGAAAACAAGCACAAUAAACCACAACUCCCUAGCCUCAGUUUCCACCAAACCAUAGCUACUCAUCAGGCUGCCACGUGCGUGUCGGAUACCUGGAGAGAUUGCUUAUCCCUUGGGAAUGAAAACAGAUGUCGACAGCACUUGGGGCCUAACUUGAAGCUCUACAAGUUGCAGAAGGGGAGAAAAGAAGGAAAUCAGAGAUGGGCAUCCGUCCUGGUCUCCCUCUGCUCUCUUGAUGGGGAGCCUGCAUUUCUCUUCACCCUGCGGUCCAGCACUCUGAAGGGCAGGCACAAAGGAGAUGUCAGCUUUGCUGGAGGAAAGAGCGAUCCUUCAGACAGUGAUGUGGUGGCCACAGCAUUGCGGGAAGCGAGGGAGGAGCUGGGUGUAAAUGUGGGAAUAGAAAAGGUGUGGGGUGUCCUGAAGCCACUAAGAGAUGCGUCGGGGAUGGUUAUUGCUCCUGUGCUGGCUAACCUCGGUCCUCUAGAGGAGCUGAACUUCAAACCAAACCCCGGGGAGGUGGAUGAGAUCUUCACCCUGUCCUUGUCUCACUUGUGUAACCCCCAAAACCGAGGUUACACACACUUCCGCACCGGUGACAAAUACGGAUACACUCUUCCGGUGUUUAGGAAUGGCAAACAUCGAGUGUGGGGCCUGACUGCUGUUGCCCUAGACCAUACCCUGAAACUCAUUGUCCCUCCAUAAUAGCGCACAACAACUGAACUCAACAACUGAAGGAUUAUUCUGACAAAUAUAAGCUUUGCACCAAGUGAAUCUGAGCAAAUCCAAAAUAGUUUAAUACAGCCGCUUUUGUUUUGGAAGAGUGAGGAAGAAGCUCUUUCUGCUAGUGCACUUUCUGAGCCUUAAAUUUGUAUGAUUGUUUAAAAAAGCUUUUCUAAGGAAGAACGUGAACCUGGUGGGUCAACGUUAUAAUUUUACACCGAGUGAUUCUUAUUCAAACUCUUUACGUUUUUAGGCAAGUCUUGAAAUUUUAAUUAUUUCUGUAAUAAAAGUUACCACCUGGGUUGAAAUAAAAUCAGUGAAUUGCUUUCUCAGAUCAAUUAUGUCACAUGACUGAAUUGUUAAAUGUUUGUCAGGGCAGCAAAGUACCGCUGUGACAGCCUGUUUCCUGUGUUAGCUAACAUUAGAUCAACUGAAGUAAUCCGAGUAUUUAGGAGUGAUGUGGUGUGUUGAAGAACAAUGCAAUAAACUUUGUUUUAAACACA